AUGUGGGGCUUGACAUGCUGCCUGGCUUGCUGGCAAAUCGUGUAUGCGUUCGCACUUUCGCCCUUCGAUUGGCCAAAUGUCUUGGGGCAAGCCUGGCUUUUUGAUCAGGGCUCCACGCAUGGUUUCCGCUCAGAGCCAGGUGCCAUUCGUGGGCCUGCACCUGACUGGGCCAUGGCAGGGAGGAUCCCGCUGGUCGAGUACGGGAUUGCCACAGAUCUGCGGUCCGCUUCGGGGCUUUUGACCGCAUCUUCAUAUCCCGGCACUAUCGUUCUCGAUGGCAAUGUCACAUCUGGGGGAUCAGAAUUGCGCGUCCAGGCCUGCUUGAUCUUCCAUUCAGCAAGCACUGCGAUUGUAAGGCUCUCUGUGCAAAACCAGGGUUCUCAGACCACACAGGUAAGGUUCAGAGUUACUGCAUCCGACAUCAAUGUGACUUCUGCUUGGCCGGCCAACUCGAUCGGCUUCGCUCUGCCGGAAUCGAACUUUCUAUGCCUUCGUGAAGAGGGGCCCAGCCGAGGCAAUUUCCUUUUUGCGACCAAAUGUUUGAACCAUGGCACGCAGCAAGACCUAUCGUGGAAUCAUACGUUAGACCAGGACCGAUUGGUUGUCACAUCUUCAGAGAUUCUCGUACAAAGAGACAGAGAGGCAAGCGCCUUCAUAACUGUUGCUUUCCCACCAAAUGCUACUACAGUUGGAGCCGAUGCACACAUGUUGAACUCGAUGGUGAGCAGCACAAUCCUUCGGUGGAGCUCAUACUUGCAGACUGCUUUAAGCCCUUUGGUUCAGAGCCCUGGCAUGCAGUGGGUUGCAGUAAAAUCUGUAAUGACAUUGCUGAACAAUUGGCGGUUUGUACCCGGUCUUCCAGAUGGCGUGCUACCAUCUUACAAUGGCUACGAGAGUGGGUUCUGGUCUUGGGACACAUACAAGCAAGCUGUCGGAAUGGUAGGCUUUGCCCCGCAGCUUGCCAAAGACCAGCUACGCCUGAUUGUUUCUGCACAGAACAAGCAAACCGGGCACAUUCCCGACAAAGUGGACCGGUGUGGAAAAGCUGGUGGCUGCAGUGGUAAACCCCCGUUGCUAGCCUGGGCCGCGUGGCAGAUCUUUGAGGCAACGCGGGAUUUCUCAUUCCUUCAGGAAAUGUACGAUGCCACCAAGCAAUUUCAUUAUUUCUGGUAUUCAGCCCGAGACCUUAAGGGUGUCGGCCUGUGCUCGUGGACGGAGGGAAUGGAAAGUGGCAUGGAUGACGGUGUCAGGUUUUUGCCACAGUAUGCUGCCUCCAUUUCCAAUGCUUCCAGCCAUGUCACUACCUUAGACUUCUGGUCCAUUGAUUUGAACUCUUACCUCUACAAAGACAAGCUGACAUUGUCCGCAAUGGCAGAUGCGCUUGGCAUGAUGCAGGAAGCACGAGACUGGAAAGCGGCGGCGGAAACUCUGUUGCCGAAGCUGCGUCAGACAUUUUUCGUUCCUGACGGGAGGGCUGGCUUCUUUUCAGACGUAUACUUCAAUGGCACGGCAUUGCCGAUUGCAGGUUGUGAAGGAUAUGCUGCCUUGUUUGCUGGUGUAGCAACCCUGUCGCAGGCUAAGCAAGUGGCCGACACGCUGCGAGACCCCAACAAGUUCCUCCUGAACUUCAGCUUACCAUCCGUCAGCAAGCAGAACGCCUUCUACAAUCCCCAUGGCUACUGGAAAGGUCCCACAUGGUUGGACCAAACAUGGUUCGCGUACUCUGGGCUGCAGAGCUAUGCUGCGGAGGCGAAGAGGGGCGGUGAGGAAGAUUCUGAGGCAGCUUUCUCUCAGCUUGCCUCUGUUCUGAAGAGCAGAGUCUUCGAAAGGGGCCGGGGCUUUUCUGACAAGGAUCAGACUCCACUUAACGAGCACUACAAUCCGGAGACAGGAGACCCUGAGGGCGCUCAGCACUUCAGCUGGACAGCUGCACAUACUUUGAUGUGGACUUCAGAAGGCCAUGCCCCGCCGGAAGAGCGGGAAUUGUGGACGUAG
Symbiodinium sp. CCMP2456 is the source of this 1995-nucleotide messenger RNA. NCBI's taxonomy places the organism in Eukaryota, Dinophyceae, Suessiales, Symbiodiniaceae. The record is from the annotation of a GenBank genome assembly.